AUGGCGGUGCCCGACAUGCACGCCCCCGCCCCUGCGGCGGACUCUGCGGCGGACUCGACGUCGACCUCUCCGUCGGCUCCGUCACCUGCCAUGACGGCCAAUGGGAUGGAGAGUGGGCCGAGGGACAAGCAAAAGACGAGCAAAAAAUGCAAGUCGAGGGUGCUCAUACCCGAGACUGACGAGGUCCUCAUCACGCCGAUACUGCCCAUCUGGCCGCCGCCGUACCACUUCGAGGACGACCUGCGUCGGGUGCGGCCGUACCAUUGGACGUACAACACCUACUGCAAGGAGCGGUGGCGCGGUCGCUCCCUCAUCGACAUCUUCGAGUCCGAAUUCCGUGAUCGUCCGACCGAGUACUACCGCAGCUCGAUGGAAAAGGGUGACAUUUGCGUCAACGGCAGGCGCGUCGGACCCGACUACGUCCUGCGCAACGGCGACCUCGUCUCCCACACGCUGCACCGGCACGAACCGCCGGUCACGGCCGAGGCGGUGGGCAUCAUCCACGAGGACGACGACAUGAUUGUCAUCAACAAGCCGUCGGGCGUGCCCGUCCACCCCGCCGGCCGCUACAAGUUCAACUCGGUCAUCGAGAUCAUGAGGGCCGACCGCGGCCAGGACUUCCUGCCGCACCCCUGCAACCGACUCGACCGGCUGACGAGCGGCAUCAUGUUUGUGGCCAAGAACGUGACGGCGGCCGAGGCCAUGGGCCGUAAGAUCAAGCAGCGGUCGGUGCGGAAGGAGUAUCUCGCCCGCGUCGUCGGCGAGUUCCCGGACGGCGAGGUCGUCUGCGACCGACCGAUCCUGCAGAUCUCGCCCAAACUGGGCCUGAAUAGGGUGCGGGCCAACGGCAAGACGGCGCGGACGGUGUUUAAAAAGCUCGCCUACUACCCGCCGACGGCCGGGAGCGUCGCUUGUGGCCGGCAGGAGGAGAAGGAGGAGGAGAAGGAAGAGGAGAAGGAGGAGGAGGAGGAGGCGGCGGCGGCGGCGGCGGCGGAGGGAACGCAACAGAAUGCGUGGCCCAAGAGGCAAGGCUACUCCAUCGUCCGCUGCCUGCCCGUCACGGGGCGGACGCACCAGAUCCGCGUGCACCUACAGUUCCUCGGACACCCGAUCCAGAACGACCCCAUCUACGCCAACCAGCGGGUCUGGGGCCUCAACCUCGGGCACGAAGACGCCGACGGGACGGAGAACACGGACGAGGACGUCAUCAGCAGGCUGUCGCGCAUGGGCAAGGACGAGGUCGCCCAGGCCGUCGUCUACUACGACGAGAUGGUGGACAAGUACGAGAAGCGGAGGGCGGAGAAGAUGACGGGCGAGCUGUGCGAGCUGUGCGACACCCCGCUCUACUCGGACCCGGGCGCGCACGAGCUGUCACUGUGGCUGCACAGCCUGCGGUACGAGGAUGCCGAGGGCGCAUGGUCGUACCAGAGCCCGCUCCCCCGCUGGGCCCUGCCGCCGGAAGGGGUCGCAGGCCCGACCACGGUCGGCGCCUUGGACGAGCUCGUGCAGGCCAUCGAGGAGGACAAGGCCGAGGCGACGUCGGCGUGA
This is a messenger RNA of Drechmeria coniospora, 1548 nucleotides long. RefSeq names its product DRAP deaminase. The record is from RefSeq and is a predicted model, not a curated record. Gene Ontology annotation, biological process: pseudouridine synthesis. The coding region runs from base 1 to 1548 and encodes 515 amino acids. Gene Ontology annotation, molecular function: RNA binding; pseudouridine synthase activity. The transcript has a single exon. NCBI's taxonomy places the organism in Eukaryota, Fungi, Ascomycota, Sordariomycetes, Hypocreales, Ophiocordycipitaceae.